AUGUUUGAAUUUUUGAAUGCGUCAAUCAUCACAUCUACGCUAAGUGUUUUGAUCGGCUCUUUGGUCCUUUACUAUUUUCACAAAAACCUUUCAGAGAGAAUUUUGAAUAACUUCCAAGCCAACGACCCAUGGACGCCAGAGAAUGAGCUAGUCCUCUUGACUGGUGGAAGUGGAGGCAUCGGCAAACAAAUCAUGGAAGAUCUCUCUCGCAAGAACGUACGGGUCGUGAUCCUCGAUAUCAACCGGCCGACUUUUGAGCUUCCAAACAACGUCACAUUUUACCAAACAGAUAUAACCUCUACGAGGCAUCUUUCCGAAACGGGCGCUGCUAUUAGAAAGUCACACGGAGAGCCGACUGUUAUCGUGAACAAUGCUGCUGUUUUCUACCAUGGGACCAUCCUCGAGACACCAGAGGAGAAAUUGCGUCAGACAUUUGAUGUUAACAUCAUCUCUCAUUUCCUCAUCUUGAAAGAAUUUCUUCCGUACAUGGUCCGUAUGAACCGUGGGCAUGUCAUUACAGUAGCGAGCGUUGCAAGCUUUAUUACUAUAGGCGAGAUGGUGAAUUAUGCUUGUUCAAAGGCUGGCGCUCUUGCUUUCCAGGAAGGCCUUAGACAAGAGCUGAAAUUUUGGUACAAGGCUCCGAACGUACGGACAAGUUCCAUUCACCCCCUUUGGGUUCGAACUCCCAUGAUCGAAGGCUUUACUAAAUACCAAGCUGAUUUCGGGCAACCACUUUUGGAUCCAAAGGAAGUCUCCGAGGCAGUAGUAAAACAUAUCGUUACUCGGAAAAGUGGGCAAAGCAUCGUGCCCAGGCAUGCGUCGGCGGUGGGUUCCCUUAGGGCCUUCCCCCUGUGGUUACAAGAGGCAAUUCGGUCGUACUUCUCGAGAAUAGUCCUUCGAGUGAGUAUCAAGCGCAUUGCGGAUGAAGAUUCUGGCCAGCGUGUUUCUUGA
Messenger RNA from Penicillium coprophilum, 951 nucleotides. RefSeq lists its product as uncharacterized. The transcript has 2 exons. NCBI's taxonomy places the organism in Eukaryota, Fungi, Ascomycota, Eurotiomycetes, Eurotiales, Aspergillaceae. The coding region runs from base 1 to 951 and encodes 316 amino acids. The record is from RefSeq and is a predicted model, not a curated record. Gene Ontology annotation, molecular function: oxidoreductase activity, acting on the CH-OH group of donors, NAD or NADP as acceptor.